AGACAAAACAAUUUAAUCAUUAACUGAAAAUCACAUACUUAUAAUAAUUUUUUUUAUAUAUAAAAGAAAUAACAAAUAAAACAUUAAAUAAACAUGUUAACGACACGUUUAACUAAACAGGCUUCAAUGCCAAUUGUGCUUAUCUUACUCAUCUGCUUGACAUCCGUUAGUUCUGUGGCCUCACGAUCUCGUGAUAAAGAAGGCAGAAGACGUAAUGAUCGUAUAUCCUCCUCCACCGCCUCCAAUCAGUACAAUACCUAUGGCUCAUCAGUACCCUCAUCGGUGGCCUCCUCAGCGUAUUCCAUUUCAUCGUCUUUACCCUAUAAAGGACCCAUCGAUGAGACUGGCUUUUGUGUCAGACGCCGUGAUAUGAAACUUAUGUGCUAUUGUACACCGGAUGAAAAUCAUGUACCUGUACAAAAGGCCGAAUGCUGGGUAUUCUCUGAUGGUCUACUUCAAAACGAUACCACCUGGACUAGAUUUUAUCAACAGCCACGUUUACGUGAUCUAAAAUUUGUCAUACAAAAUCAUGGACGCCUUGACUAUAUACCCACCCAUAUACUAAAGCCCUUGGAGAAUUUGACCAGCAUCACUAUUGAGUACUCACAAGUGGAAAUCGUGCGCAGCUAUGCCUUUGCCAAUCUACAUCAAUUGGAACGUAUUGUCAUGACAAAUAAUCAAAUAGUGGCUUUGGACCAGGAAGCCUUCGCCAAUCACAUACGUUUGAGAGACCUGAACUUGGAACACAAUCAAAUAUUCGAAAUCGAUCGUAAGGCUUUCCGCAAUUUACCGCUGUGUGAACGUCUAAACAUGAACAACAACAAUAUUUCCAAUUUACAUGAGGGUCUAUUUUCCGAUUUGGUGCGUUUGAUCUAUUUGAAUUUGGCUCACAAUCAAAUUUCCGUUUUGACAAGUGAAAUCUUCAAGGGUCUGGGUAAUUUAAAUGUCUUGAAGUUGACACACAACAACAUCAACUUUAUUGGUGACACAGUGUUUGCUGAAUUGUGGAGUUUAACUGAAUUGGAAUUGGAUGAUAAUAAAAUUGAGCGUAUUUCGGAGCGUGCUUUGGAUGGCUUGAAUAAUUUAAAAACUUUAAAUUUACGCAACAAUCUAUUGAAAAAAAUCGAUAAUGGCCUGUUACGUGGAACUCCGGCCCUACUAUCGCUCAACGUGCAAAUGAAUAAAUUGGAAACAUUGACAUUUUAUACCUUUCAACCAAUUAUGGAUAAUUUGGUCAACAGUAGUAGUGAACUAUUGGUAAAUGAUAAUAAUUUCAUUUGUGAUUGUCGCCUGCAAUGGCUGUAUGAAUUGAAAAAUCGUACACGUCAUCCACAGUUGCGUGACUCGUUGGAGAAAUUUGUGUGCAAUUUACAGGAGCCACAUUUGCACAAUUUCAUUGAGCCAGUGCCCAACCAUGUGUUGCAGUUAUUAAAUGUGGGUGGCAUAAAUGCAGCUUUAAGCACCAGCGAACAGUUCAUGAGUGGAGCCAAUAGUAAAAAACAUCAUACCAAACAACGCCAGGGAGCUCAAAGACGUAACAACAACAAAUUUGAGGGUCAAAUUCAAUUAACAGACGAUGGACAUGCUGGACACGAGCAGGCAUUAGAAAAUUCAGCUUCGUUGAAGAAGAAACGUGCUCUAUCACAGUACCAGGGCAUUGGCAGUUUGGAUGCCAGCAGCACAACCAAGGAUACCAGCCAUACGCCCGUAGAAAGUCACUACAUAUUUGGGGGACCAGACAGUAACAGUGGCCUGCACAAUGAUUAUUUUGAUGCCAACUCUGAGGUACUUUUGACACAUCCCGUCAAAAUGGAAGAUGAACUGGAAUUGAUGAAGCAAAAUGCUUUAUACUCACAGAAUAAUGAUGUUCUGACAUCAGCACAGAGUCACAAUCAUUUGGAUGGUGCAGAUUUGAUGACGGUACAAGCCUUGGCCAUACCAGUGCGUCUGUUCUUAUUGAAACCAGAACGUCUGCCAUGUCAUGAAGAGCUGAGUGAUCCCACUGAAUUGCCGCUGUCCAGAGAUCUUAUGGAUGCACGCAGCAGUAAUGUACAGGUGUUAUCAGCCUCCAUAAAUGGCUCAAUAAGCAAACAUUCCUUCAACAUUUUAUGGCUGAUAUUGGCCAUUGUCUAUGGCACUCAAGUUGGCUAAGAAGGUAUACUUAGCCUUAACUAUUAUACACACUCAUCAGCAUCAUUUUUUAGUUUCAUUUACACACAUCUACACACAUUAAGAAGGGUUUGAAAUGUAAGAAAGAAAAAAAUUCAAAAAAGAAAAAUAAAAUCAACGGGUUUAUUACAUACAAAUAAUUAAAUUCAUUUCGGGGUCAUUAACAUUUUUUCACUAAUAUUUAAAAACAAAAAUUAAAACAAAAAAAACUUACAAAAAAAGAGAAAAAAAAAUAUUAUAAUAUAAGCUAAAUAAGUAAUAAUUUCAAAAUUCACCUUGUGUUCUUAUUCAUAUGAAAGAAAAUUAAUAAAAUUAUUAUUAAUUAAUUAAGUCCAUCAUAAUUUGUGUUGUGCUUUUUUUAUAUAGCUACACAAAACACUACACAAAUAAAUCUUUUACCAA
This is a messenger RNA of Calliphora vicina (urban bluebottle blowfly), 2571 nucleotides long. RefSeq names its product Connectin (gene Con). Lineage: Eukaryota; Metazoa; Arthropoda; Insecta; Diptera; Calliphoridae. Gene Ontology annotation, molecular function: protein binding. The record is from RefSeq and is a predicted model, not a curated record. The transcript is spliced from 3 exons. Bases 94 to 2151 code for a protein of 685 amino acids.